CUUACUACUUUCCAUUCCCAUCUAGAAGUCUUCGCAGUCCUCCUCGUUGCAUUCUCCUGUUCGCAAUCUCAUCCUCAUCCAUGCGAUUUCGUCAAGCUCGAAGAGAUCGAGUAUUGACCGAAGAUAUUUUGUAGGAGAUCGAAGUUUGGAGGCGAAUCAUCAGCAAAGAUCGAAUUUUGCGGGAUCUGCUGCCUAUUUUCCGGCGCCAAGGGCUUUCCGGCGGCGUGAUGAAAAUGGAGAACCAGGCGGUGGUGGCGAUCGAUUGUACCGCGGGGGGUAGCAAGGCGAAGGAGUGGAGCGGCGGAGUCGGCGGUGACAGCGAGGCCGCCGCGCUGCAGACCGGCGACAUCCUCGAGGAGGUCAUCUUCAGGGCGCUGCCGCCUGCGCGGGCGCCAUUCAAGGGCGGCCGGGCGGCGGUGAUGAAGCAGCUCCACACUGCGUACAAGCGCGGCGACACCUCCGUGCUCCUCAAGGCCCGCCGGGGAUGGCCCGACGACCCCAGCGCCGCCACCAUCGAGCUCCAGGCCUGCAUCACGUCCAACCCGCAGGCCGGACGCCGGCAGUACGUGCUGCGAUCCAUCCAAUACCCCAAUCACGCCGUCGACAUCGUCGACCGCUCCCUGCCCGACUGCUUUGCCUCGCUGGGAUCGAGGAAUUCCAGAGCUGUCAGUGCACUGAGCAACUUCCAACUCCAAGAUGGCUACGUCUCAUAUCCCUGGGAAAAGAUGAUGCGUAACUCACUGGACACUCCGAACUCAAGCGGCUUCUUCUCCCUGCUCAUCCUCCCCAAGGCAGUUGACCCUUCGGGCACGCGCUACAACUCGGUCGAGGACACGUUGGCCCGGGCCAACGCGUGGCUCGACUGCUCUCAGGGCUCAGGAGUCCCCAUUGCCUGCACCAGUGUCCAAACUGAGGCCCUACUCACCAAGAUUUCCGGCGAGACAGCUUCGUCCACUGUGAACACGGGGUCCUUGGCUGACCUCUCCAACUUAGCCAAUGUCAGCCUCUACGGCUUCGAGGACUACCAUGGGGUGGACAUCGGGGUGAUCAGGGCCGUCAGGCUUUGGUACACUCCGAAAGCAGGGGAGAUGGCCGUCGAGAUUAGGCUUCGGGAAGGCGACUCUAAGUUAGGCUUUGCAAUCAGUCGAACCGAAGAGGGGUUCGUCUACAUAUCAUCUGUGAUCGACGACGACAGCCCGAACAUUGCAGCCACAAGAUCGGGCCUCCGAGAGCUCUUCAGAGAAGCCACGGAAGUGUCAAAGCUGCUUGUCGUUUCCAGGGUCGGCGGCGAGAAGGUCCUGCCAUGGAUGGUCUCCACGUCAGGCGCGAUACGGUGCUUCGACACGGUCUCCCUCAGCCAGAAGCUCUCGCUCCACCGCCACGCGCUGAAGCCGAUUCUGCUCCACCUGUUCAUGUGGGAGAGAGAGAUGGCGCCUCCGAGACCGGCGAAAAUGGCCGAGAAGCCGGAGGAUAAACGAUUGCCCUCGCCUCAUGUGGCUCGAGUGCUGGUGAUUUGGUGUACAGGGGAGGGCCUGACGGAUCUCUCACUAGGGACACAGCUGGGGAUCUCUCAUUCAGAUUCCACAACUUCUCCAUCACCCGGAACUGGGUUUGAUCGGUCCGACGAUCCACGUUGGGUUUCAUUAGGACACUUUUUAGACGCACCAAAUUCAUGGAUUGUAAAAAAUCUUUAAGUUAUGGAUCCUCCUCAUAAAGCUUAAAGAAGGCCCGUAAUUUAUCUUA
Zingiber officinale is the source of this 1743-nucleotide messenger RNA. RefSeq lists its product as uncharacterized. The coding region runs from base 228 to 1694 and encodes 488 amino acids. NCBI's taxonomy places the organism in Eukaryota, Viridiplantae, Streptophyta, Magnoliopsida, Zingiberales, Zingiberaceae. The transcript has 4 exons. The record is from RefSeq and is a predicted model, not a curated record.